Molecule: messenger RNA, 1888 nt
Organism: Owenia fusiformis
Lineage: Eukaryota; Metazoa; Annelida; Polychaeta; Sabellida; Oweniidae
Source: the annotation of a GenBank genome assembly
AUGUUUAAGAUUUGUAAAAACAUGGCACCCGAUUAUAUAAUUGAACUUUUUGACCGUUAUAAAUCUGAGCCAAGAAGGGUUCUUAGAACUCAUAGACCUUUCCAAAUACCGGCAAAAUCAAGCACUCGACUUAAUAAAGCACCAGUAUUGCGAUUAAUUUCUGAAUGGAACAGGUUAUCUCCAGAAGAUAGGUCUAUUCCCACCAUAUCAAUGUUCAAAAGUAAAAUCAAAAACAAAACUUUAAAAUUCACUGACUUCAAUACAACAUCAAAACUAAAUCUAUCUCGAAAACAAGAAAUCAUCCUAAACAGAAUUAGAUGUGGACUUUAUUUUGAAUCACAAAAGUUUGCCCAUAAUUUUCCUAACACAUCUAACCUAUGUGUCUGUGGUAAGAGUGCAGCCCAAAAACAUUUAAUUCUGCAUUGCAAGCGCCAUUCUACUCAAAGAAAACGCCUUGAAGAAUCCCUCGAACAGUACAACCUAUGGACCCCACUCAAUGGACAAGAAAAAAUUGAAUCUCUAAUUUUUCAAAAUUCCCUUUCACUUGGAAAGGAUUCUGAUUUAAAAGAAAAGUUUGUUGAAUUCGUUUCUACUAUAACUUAAUUCAUUUCUUCCUGAUUUACUGUUGGCAUCUAAGCUUACUGGCACUUACUCACCCGCCUUCCUUAAAUGUCCUUAAAUGUUGUUUUAUGUAUAACUUGAAAUGCUAGCCUAUAAUGCAAAGUGCGCUACUACUGUAAUUACUGUAUACCUUUGAAUUGAAUAAAUAUAUAAUGAAAUGAAAUAGUGAGACAGAUUUAGGGAAAAUACCACCAGAACGUUUCAAAUUGUGAUAGAAGCGUGAAUUUUGGUACAGAGUUUCUUUAGAGAGUUUUAAAAAAAUUGAUCCGUGGCCGCAAGAAAAAUUUUCACUUUUUGGUCCCAAAAUUCAAGAUGGCCGCCAAUAUAUCCGACGAUCUUUCCAAAUGUUAAUACAAAUGAAAAAUAUAAUCAUGUAUUGAGCUACAAGUGCUAGAUUUAAGUUCAAAUGAAACUUUUAUGUCUCUUGAACCUCAGCAAUCAUUUUAGAUGCAUUAUGUGUCCACUAAGGGAAGAAAAUAGGUGUAAAACAAGGAUCGGCACUAUUACCAUUAUGUUUUUUAUGCGAAUUAACAUAAACAUGUUCAUAUUAUGCUUAGAUGGUUAUGCUGUAGAUCAGAUUCUCUCUCAAUCACAUAUGUUCAAACAUAUAUAAGGGUGUGAAUUCAAUAUCAGUUGCUUAAUAGAAGAAAACAUAGCAUGUGUCACUGGUUGUGCUCCAGAUUGUGCUGGCACAAUCAACGCAAUUCUUAGUUUUAAGAGAACUACUGCUACUGUUGUGAUUCAUUGACUUUAUUCACCUUAAUAUGCAUUCUUUCUUCAGAAAAAACUUCAUUUGGAAUUGAAAUGAUAUUAAUGUAUCCAUAAAUGAAUAAAUGGUGUGUGCUUUUGAGUGGACUGUAUGAAUCUGUAUGAUGAGAUAGCAAUUAGCAGACAUUAUUUUCUAUUUUGAUGAUUUUAUUACAAUUUUGGUUGUUCAGACUUUCCUAUUUAAAUUAAACCAACAAUGAACCUUUUACUGUAACUCUGAGUUUGAUGAAGUUUCAUUAAUUGAAUAUGUGGUGUGUGACAGAGUUCUCCAGUAAGGAGAUAGGAAAAGUUGAGAAACUGUGAAUUAUGAACCUAAAAUCUAUUUUGUCAAUCUAACUGCAAAAUGUAUAUUACCAAAGUAUCACAUUACUUAAUACACAUCAAGAAAUAUGUAUACUCUAAACACUGCAUCUAAAAAGUUAUAUUUGUUAUUAAAUGAUUAGCCUAUACCAGAUGUUUUAGCACUGGUAAAUUCUCUUCAUCUUUAAGCAUUUUUCAA